UUUUUGUCACCGCUGAAACAUGGCUUGUACUAUUAUUUUUCCACGCUGGAAAACGAUAAAAGGAUUUUCCGUUCUUAAGCUUUAUGCCACUUCUAUCGUGAGAACGACUAUUGCAGUUUAUAACACAGCAGGUAGACGGCAUCUUGAACACUGCGUUCUUCCCUCCAUGCAAUCAAGUCUGGCGCCUUCUGUUUGUGCCGCGGAUUCCCAAAAUGCUUUGCGUUCACCACUGGUAAUACGUCACGAUGACAUCACAUUAGCAAUCUCUAUUACCAUUGAAAUAAAAUCAGACCUCUCUGCCAUCGUCGUUCAAAACCAGUUUGAUUUUUUUCAUCGGUGAAACAACAUUGAGGGAGGAGAGGAUCGUGAUUGUAAUAUCUGAUGCAUUGUUUCCGUCCCUUUGAACUAAUAUUUAUUUUCAGCAGGUUUCAGUUUCUCUGCAUUUAUGUUUGGAUUCUGAUGGUUUAUUGAGGCUAAAGCUCCAGCCAAAAAUGGGUUAUUUCUGUGGUGGGCGACUUAUACAAAUCUUGGAGUGACUUGUGGCAAGAAAACGCACAUUUGAAGAACACUCUUGAUUACAUUUUGAAGAACAGAUGAAAGAAAAGCCAUUGAUUCGCUGUGUAUUCAGAGGUGCUCUUCCCCCAUAAGCGCAUCACUUCUCAUGGAACACGCAUGCAGUGUGCUCACUGUUUCUGCUGUUUCCGUAAUCUGAAAAUAUUUCCAACUGCAAGAAAAGAGUCGUCCAUGAGAACACGGCAAAUGAUCUCAGACCAUCUCAAGAGGCAAUCUUCCAGCUGAAGGCAAGGCGGAGGCCACCUGUAAUGUGGGCAUACCCACGAUCUGGCCACUGGUGGGACACAAUUGUUCCGGAUUUCACCCCGUUACAAUUCAUGCAGAAUUUCCUUGUAUCCCCAGAAUCGUUUGAGUACAUCUGCAGUCAGGUCAAGCAUGCCAUGGGGAGAAGGAACACAAACUACCGUUUGUGUGUCCCAAUCCGAAAGCGUGUGGCAAUUGCCAUCUGGAAACUGGCCACGGGUGGUGAAUACAGGACAAUCAGCCAUCUUUUUGGGGUAGGCCUCAGCACUGUAUUUAUUUGUGUUCAGGAAUUCUGCAACACAGUCAUCAAGGUGCUCCUUCCCAUCCACAUAAGAUUUCCUGAUGCUGAAAAGUUGUUAGAAAUGGCCACUUUCUUUAAUAAUCGUUGGAGAGUUCCACAGUGUGUGGGUGCAAUUGAUGGCAGCUACAUUCCAAUAAUUGCACCAGAGGACUAUCCACGAGACUAUUUCAAUCGUAAAGGCUGGCAUUCUAUUGUUCUGCAAGCAGUUGUGGAUGGCAAAGGUAUUUUCUGGGAUGUUUGUGUUGGCUAUCCAGGGAGUGUGCAUGACGCCCGAGUGCUACGACAGUCACAUUUGUGGGAGGCCCUAAGUGACGGGGAAUUACUAGGGCAAAACAAAGUGACCAUCUCUGGCUGUGAUGUUGGACAUUACCUGAUCGGUGAUCCGGCGUACCCCAUGCAGAAUUGGCUCAUGAAGCCCUUUUCCGACACUGGCAGACUGACCCCUGAACAGCACACCUACAAUUACAGGCUGAGCAGUGCACGAUCGGUUGUGGAGAUGUCUUUUGGGAGAUUAAAAGGACAAUGGAGGUGCCUCCUAAAAAGAAAUGACUGCAAGCUGGAGCUGAGCAAGAGGAUUGCACUGACCUGCUGUGUGCUCCAUAACGUUUGUGAGGAACAUGGUGAUAAUUUCACUGAAGGGCACCCAGACAGGACUCUAAACAUUGAGCCUCCUGUUCAGACAUUACCUGAGCGUGCGAACACAGAAGGGGCUGACAUCAGAGCUGCAUUAAUGAUGAAUUUUAACGGAGGGAACGAGUGAUUCUUUGAAUACACCAAUGCCAUAUUUUUGUAACACUGCCGUUUGUGUUUGAGGACAUCUGCACUUUCAUAAAUUGUAUUAUAUUCUCAUCCAUUGAAUAAACCCUAUUAUCUCUAAAACUAUGCAUUUUGUGAAUAAUUUCAUUUGGAUUUUAGUCAUAGUUAAUGUUGAAAUGUUAUAGAAUUUUAUAUGCAGCUAAUCGCUUCACCUGAUUAACAUGUUUAAUAUACACAUUAUUUAUGAAAAUACACCAAAUCACAUAAAAAAAAAAAAAAAACACAAACCAUAUAUGAUAUUUGCCUAAGUGUUAAAGAAACUUUACCAGACAUUUGUAUUAAUAAACAUGUUUAUUUAAACAAAACCAACCAAUACAAAUCUUUAUCAAACUUUGAAAAUGUAAAGUGCAGUUAAAUAAAAAAAUUUACAUAAAAAGCAGCAACCAAAAAUACUGUGGUGGUAUAUUUGCAAUCAUUUUUGCAUUUGUGCCUCCAUUACAGCCACCAUGUGCCCCAUGAGUCCAAGCAGAGAAUGUGUGUCCGCUCUCAUGUCCUGACGCAAGGCACCGUCCAUUUCUUUGCUGUGCUGCAAGAACCUCUCAUCUGCCCUUUCCAAAUAUUGCACCAGUUCUGAGGGACUGUCUCUCUUCCUUUUUCCUGUGUGCAACAAUAAUAGCAGAUGACAGAUCAUCAAUGAUGUGUCAUAGCAUUGCAAAUAAUUGUUUUCUGCAGGGAAUUACGGGUAUGCAUCUGCUAUAUUAGUUAUAUAAAAAUAGCAUCAUACUACAUCACUAUCACUUCAGAUUUUGCUCAUGUCCAUAAAAAAGCAUCAACAUUAUAUUGUAUAUAGCAAGUUAAUAACUUUUCGGGGCUGGCAAGUUUCAAUCCCUGAAGAAGCCUAUGGACUAGUGGAGGAGUGAUCCAGCUCUCAGAUUUCAUCAAAAAUAUCUUAAUUCCUGUUCCGAAGAUGAAGGAAGGUCUUACGGGGUUGAACAACAUGAGGGCGAGUAAAUACUGACAGAAUUUUCAUUUGUGGGUUAACUAACCCUUUAAAUGAAGAAAAAAUAUAAACAUUUCAGUACCUGAUAAUAUAUAGUAAUAUACAGUCACAUCUCAAUGUUUGCAUCAUGUAUGAUGUGACCAUUUGCACACCAAGUCUUACCCCGUUCUGAAGACGCUUCUCCAGAGCUGCUACACGACGGCACGGGAGAGCUGCAGCCCAGCGGUUGCGGCAACUCAACGUUGUCAUCAUCACGGUCGGUGAUGGCAGACAGUUCUAUAAAAAAAAAACAAGACAGUGCUUUAAAAAAUAUUGUCCAUUACACUUUACACACUGUUCUGUGGUACUUUAUACAAUGAAAUCACAGAUAAUACAAUCCUAGCUAGACACAUUGCAAACACUGAUGUAAGAAAUUAGAACCUCACUAAACAGCUAAGAAACAUGCUCGGAACAAGUAAAAUAAUCUAAAAAACAGAACUUACCAGGAUCGGUGCAACUUUGCUGUAGCGAAUCAUCCACCAUUGUCUCGAGCAUUAUUGUUGACGAGUUUAGCGCCCCGGUCACCUGGCAUGCCGGCCUAUCGCCGAGAACAGAGUCGAGAACGUCGAAAUGUGGGUUUCGACGAGGGCGACCAUUGCUGCUUCGACCGAGGUCCUUUCUUUGGUCCCUGUAGUCCUUCUUUAGUUUUUUAGUUUGUUGCUUAUCUGUUGGAGGUUCCGGUCGAACCCCGCUACAGCCAUCUCUCGCUGAAUUUGCUGCAAAACCGGUUUCGUCCGCGAAGCCCCGUCUAACUUACCCUGGACUUCUGCAGAGGACCAGAGUGCAACAAAGCAGCUUGUUUCCUCCUCUGACCACAACCGUUUUUGUUUAAUCGCGUCCAUUGUGUUUAUCUGCUAAUUCAAAAAUGGCGGCCACAAGUUUCUGUUCGUCUUGAUGGUCACGGUAACCCCGCUGACGUAAGCGGUUCUUACUUCUAGACCAGCAAUGAUUUGGUGCUACUUAAGAACCACUUUUACUGGUUCGGAGCUGGUGCUUUGGUGGUUGAAAAACAAAGAACCGAUUUGAAACUAGGCUCUGGCUCCGAUGUCGACCUUAGAAAACGGUGGCUCGUGAACAUACGCCGAGACAGUUUUUCUGCUUCCAGUCGCACGAAAGUAUGUAGCAGACAUUUUACCAGCGAUCAGCUUAUUGAACCUCAGACAACAAAUGGUAAGAGAAGGUUAGUACCUGGUGCGGUGCCAGUACUUUUUGCCUGGAAUGAAUACACUAUUCAACAACCGCGGCCCAGUGUGUGGGAGAGGAGAGAGAGACCUGUUGAUGCUGUCUACGCUGAGCCCGUGCCUAUAAAUAUAACGAUGGAUCAUGAUUACUGUGACGUUCCUGAUCCAUCAUCAUUAUACGUGGCUUGUGCUAAAAUAGAAGAACUCUCCCAUGAAAACGAGGAGCUGAAGAAACAGCUACAGGAGUUAAAGAUUCAGCAUGAUUUCGGAUUGCAGAGGUUUGCUGGCUCCGACGAGGACAUUCGAUUUUACACCAGGUAAGUUAACGUUAAGUCUUUUGUUUGCUAUAGAUAAAACCCAUUAUAUGCAGGUAUAAAAAAUGCACAUUAACAAGUUAGGUGAUUAUAUAUUUAAGUUAUUCACAUUAACAUUUUAGGUGAGUAUAUCAUAUAUAUAUAUAUAUAUAUAUAUAUUCACCUAAAAUGUUAAUGUACACUAGGUUUAUGUGCACACACACACAUAUAUAAGUAUACAUAAUACUUGAAGCUGUGCUUAUGCUAUAUCUUCAAACAGGUUCCCCAGCUACCGUCACCUGAUGUCCUUUUGGUGGCUAAUCGAACCUUCCAUCCACAAAAUAAUUUGUGUGUCCAGGUUCAAAGCUGCUGCUAGGAAAAAUGAAGAAAUUACACAUGCACGGCCAUCAGUGCACGGCUGCGAGUGCAUGUGGAACGGGUCAUCAGGAGUAUCAAACAAAAUAAACUGUUUGAUGGGGUCAUCCUGCUUUCCCAUACUGUAAACAUCAAUCAGCUCUUUACAGUUGCAUGCCUGUUGUCAAAUUAUCAGAACAAGGCAUCAGAUAAGACAUGGGUCAAAUAAUGUCCUGUCAUUUCUACUCUUCAGUAAAUAAAACAUAGGCUAGUUGUUAAUAAUUGACUUUAUUCUUGACAAUCUUUUAUUUAUAACAUUUAUUAUAUAACUCUGUAUAAUCUAAAUUGUUGUGAUUUUAUUUAGUUUAAUUUAGACAAGACCUCUGAAUAAAUAUUUGUAAAAAGUAAUUUUAAAAAGUAACAAUUUCAUAAAGAUCACUUUGUAAUGUACAUUUAUUUACAAUAAACACAUUUUUAUCAGUACGGUUUCACUGGAAUUUUUUUCAACAAAAUUAAUGUUUCAUUGACAAGUAUUUAUGCAUGUAUGUGUAGAAGUAAAAAUAAUCAAUCUUCUCUCUAAUAACUUUAUACAUGGCUGUGUCACUGUAGAUGGGCUGCACAAAAUAAUCUUCCUGAGCCCACACCACAAAGUCACACCAAUGCAUUCCGGAGACCAGUAGUUGUCCCUGCACUUGCCAAUAGUAUGCAUGUUUUUUUUUUUUAGAGAAAUUGCCCCAUACUCCAUUUGCAAAUAUUUGCAGUCAACAAAGUUUUUGACAUUAGGGCAUUUAACUUCAACAAGCCCAAAUUGAGGGUGUUCAGUGGGAUCGAACACGACACCAUCAGGGGACGCACCAAUCCAGGGGGCAUCUGGAUGAACGAUUAAACCAUAAGGUGAGUAGUUAACAUUUCUCAACUUGCUGUACUCAACUGUCACCUCUGACUCCAAUUCUGCACCUCUUCUCAUUUCUGCUGUCUGCCUGCAUCCCCUGAUGAUGCGUUCGGCGAGGGACUCUGCAGAACUCAGGCCUCUGACAUGGCACAUCUCCCGAAAUCUGGAGGCUGUUACCCUUGGUUUGCGAAGGUCAUGCCACUCAGGACAAGAGCUUUGGUCAUGUGUUGCCGCCUCAAUUUUCUGAGCCAUAUCUAAUGUCAUGUUCAGACUCUGUAAGUGUAAGGACUGAUCCUCACUACAAACAAAUGUGCAUUCUGUUGGAGCAAGAUAGUAUCCUUCUAGAGGCAAAGGUGGACUCGGUGGUGCAUCAUGUAGGGUGAUGUAUCGUGAUGUUAACAGAGGUUGUUGGAAAGAUAAUGCACUUCCUUCCUGGACCAACCCAAAUGCACUCUCUACAAGUGGCUUUUCAGCUGUCAUGUUCAUGGUGGUAGCAAGUGGCUUGUCCUCAAGGCUGAAGUCUGCAUAUGC
Xyrauchen texanus (razorback sucker) is the source of this 6163-nucleotide messenger RNA. RefSeq names its product histone H2B-like. Bases 822 to 1877 code for a protein of 351 amino acids. The record is from RefSeq and is a predicted model, not a curated record. The transcript has 4 exons. Gene Ontology annotation, cellular component: nucleosome. Lineage: Eukaryota; Metazoa; Chordata; Actinopteri; Cypriniformes; Catostomidae. Gene Ontology annotation, molecular function: DNA binding; protein heterodimerization activity; structural constituent of chromatin.